Molecule: messenger RNA, 2130 nt
Organism: Diachasma alloeum
Lineage: Eukaryota; Metazoa; Arthropoda; Insecta; Hymenoptera; Braconidae
Gene: moody
Product: G-protein coupled receptor moody
Exons: 8
Coding region: 658-1827 (389 amino acids)
Biological process (GO): G protein-coupled receptor signaling pathway
Cellular component (GO): membrane
Molecular function (GO): G protein-coupled receptor activity
Source: RefSeq, a predicted model, not a curated record
AUUCCCGCUUCACGCUUUAUGUUUGACAGAGCUGAAUGCCUCUCAUAGCAGUCGAACGGUGACACUUGCCGAGAGCGGCCAAAGACCACUGUGAAUCCCAGAUCGUGACAGAGAGAUAACGUGAAUCAUCUCUCUCAUAAAUCGAUGGAUAAUUACUCGUGUCAAUAAAAACAUCAGCAUUCAUUCCAUCAUUUGCGAACAAAUUGUUGGAAAAAUAUAUCGUUUCUGCGCAUUUUUUACUUAUUUUCGAGUGCUAAAAAUUUAAUGGAGUGACUAAGUGGUAGUUAAGUGGUAUCUCCUCCUAGUUUUUUGUGUCACUUCCAUGGGAUUCUGCGAAGUCGAGCGGAUGUACUCGCUUUGGAAUAAUUUAUUGGCUCCAGCUCGGCUUUUGAUUCUUGCAGAAGUCACCGACGUCUCAACAAUUUCAAAAGACUUCAUGGAGUGAUAAACAUGAAUGGGUGUUAUCAGUGACGAUUUUAUUCGCGAAUACAAUUGGUGAAAUAAACAAUUGAAAUUAAAAAGCUUUCUUUUUUAAAAAGACGACUGGAAUAUUUUGAUAUUAAGGUUUAAAUGACUAAAAGUUAACUCGAUUUAGUGGUCUGAGUAAAGUGUUUGGAGAUAAGAGAAGUAAAUACUUCAUUGAAGGAGAUUCAGGAGAUGACGAGGACUGAAUCAGUGAUGAGCAUGGAGAAUCUAACUACUUAUUGGAUGCCCCGGGUUGCCGAGGCUGCCAAUCACACGAUGAUGGAGGCAUCAAGAUUCCCGAAGUCUCUGAGGACAUUUGCAGCAGUCGUUUCUAUUCUCAUAAUGAUAACGGGUCUCGUGGGAAAUUUACUCACGAUUAUUGCUCUCUGCAAGUAUCCAAAGGUUCGCAAUGUCGCUGCUGCGUUUAUCAUAAGUCUGUGCUUUGCUGAUUUUAUUUUCUGCGUGCUGGUGCUGCCGUUUGAUUCAAUCAGAUUUGUGAAUCAUGGGUGGACAGAUGUGAGAUUUCUCUGUGUUCUCGUGCCGUUCCUCCGAUAUGGAAACGUCGGGGUCAGUCUCCUCUGCGUUGCUGCUAUAACUGUCAAUCGAUAUAUUAUGAUUACUCAUCAUAAUCUCUAUGGCAAGAUUUAUAAGAAACAUUGGAUCGCAGCUAUGAUUCUGUUUUGCUAUGUGUUCUCGUACACAAUGCAGGUGCCCACGCUGAUUGGUGCCUGGGGUGAAUUUGAUUACGACUCAAACCUUGAAACCUGCUCAAUAGUAAAAGACUCGAGGGGUUGGAGUUCAAAGACCUUCCUCUUCCUGACUGGCUUCGUAAUUCCCUGUAUAAUAAUUAUUGGCUGCUACGCCAAAAUAUUUUGGGUCGUUCACAGUUCGGAAUCGCGGAUGCGUAAGCACGCAAGUCCAGCUGUAAAAUCACCUCACACCCCAGGACGUGAUACAAGAGAGAUAAAGCAGCGCCGAAGCGAGUGGAGGAUAACAAAAAUGGUAUUAGCGAUAUUCUUGAGCUUCGUUGCCUGCUACUUGCCAAUCACGAUCGUUAAAGUGACUGACCCGGAAGUCAGAUACCCCGCGGCUCACGUGACGGGUUACUUACUUCUCUACUUCGCAUCCUGCGUUAACCCAAUAAUCUACGUUAUAAUGAAUAAACAGUACAGACAGGCGUAUGCAGGUGUAAUAAGCUGCUCGAGGAUUCGUGCUACAUUGACCCCCCAUGGAAGCAGUGUCCCGGGACAAAAUAACUAUGGCCAAGAUUAUUCCAAGGAUUACAGCAAGACGAUGGUGUCAACCGUGUCGAUUGCGAUGAAUCCGGUGAUAAGAAAGUCGGAGCUUCCGGAUGACUUUUAAUCGCCAGGAAAACAGCUCAGAGUGUUUACACACUCUACUGAAUACUCCACGUUAUAGUCUGAAUCCAAGAGGACCAACGACAACGGAAUUUUAUUUAUAAAUACUUUUGUACUCGUAGACUACUCAGUCUUAGUAUUAUCGAUUAACUUAUUUAUUUAUACUGCGAGGGACUCGAUGAACCUCAGCAGUCGUGAUUACUUUAUCUUCUAGAUGAAAAUAUGGAAGUAAGAUGUGCCAAGAAUAUUUUAAUGAUAGGUUGAGUGUCUACAGUACACUGAGAAAAAAAAUACUUUUGCUAAGUAU